Messenger RNA from Vicugna pacos (alpaca), 794 nucleotides. Lineage: Eukaryota; Metazoa; Chordata; Mammalia; Artiodactyla; Camelidae. The record is from RefSeq and is a predicted model, not a curated record.
UUGCCCUUCCGUAAUCACAGUCCCUUGCACACACCUGCGCAAGAGGCCGGGGCUCUCAGAGGCUGCGGGAUGGAGCUGGGCGCGGGAGCCAAGCUGCUACUGCUGCUGCUGUGGGCGACAUAUGGCAGACAUGCUAGGGCAGAUGGUCUGGGCGGCUACACGUCGGCCAUCAGGGUGACCAACGGGGGCCCCUGGGGCGACUGGGCCUGGCCCGAGAUGUGUCCUGAGGGAUUCUUCGCCAGAGGCUUCUCGCUCAAGGUGGAGCCCCAACAAGGCGCUCUUGGCGACGACACCGCUCUGAACGGGAUCCGGCUGCACUGCGUGGGGAAUGCGGCGCUUGACACUCACGUGGCGGAAUCGCAGUCUGGAAGGUGCGGGGCCGGGGCCGAGGAUCCUCUAGGGUGGGGGUACGCCCCUUACCCUCCGCCACACACCCCCUCCUGGCAGGUGGGGCGCGUGGAGGGAGCCCCUGUGGUGUCCCGGCGGCGGCUUCCUCGUGGCUUUCUCGCUACGCGUGGAGGUCCCCGUGACCCCCGGGGACAACACUGCUGCGAACAACGUGCGCUUCCGCUGCUCCGACGGCACGGAACUGGAGGGGCCCGGCCUGAACUGGGGAGAAUUUGGAGGCUGGAGUGAGCCCUGCCCUAAAGGCUUGUGCGGAUUGCAGACCAAGAUCGAGUCGCCCAAAGGCCUCCUUGAUGACACCGCUCUAAACGACGCGCGCUUUUUCUGCUGCCGCAGUUGAUACCAUUGCCCCCCUCUCCCUCCCAAGCCUAGUCUCACCUCUGGUAUUA